Messenger RNA from Tauraco erythrolophus (red-crested turaco), 700 nucleotides. NCBI's taxonomy places the organism in Eukaryota, Metazoa, Chordata, Aves, Musophagiformes, Musophagidae. The record is from RefSeq and is a predicted model, not a curated record.
UCCUUCGUACGCCCCUGUGGACGGGGUCUGACGUGGGGCUGUGCCUGGUUGCAGGUACCCCCGAGCUGAGCCCCGCUGACCGAAAGGAGCUGGAGACCAAGCUGAAGGAGCGGGAGGAAUUCCUGAUUCCCAUUUACCAGCAGGUGGCCAUGCAGUUUGCUGACUUGCACGACACGCCGGGCCGGAUGCAGGAGAAGGGUGCUAUAACUGACAUUCUAGACUGGAAAACUUCCCGUACCUUUUUCUACUGGAGAUUGAGACGUCUUCUUCUAGAAAAUGUGGUAAAAAAGAAGAUCCAUGAUGCCAAUCCUGAGCUGACUGAUGGGCAGAUCCAGGCCAUGCUGAGACGCUGGUUUGUGGAGGUCGAAGGGACAGUGAAGGCGUACUUGUGGGACAGCAACAAGGACCUGGUGGAGUGGCUGGAAAAACAGCUAACGGAAGAAGAAGGCGUUCGCUCAGUCGUGGAUGAGAACAUCAAAUACAUCUCGAGGGACUACAUCCUCAAACAGAUCCGGAGCCUGGUCCAGGCCAAUCCGGAGGUUGCCAUGGAUUCGAUAGUGCACAUGACCCAGCAUAUAUCACCCACCCAGCGAGCCGAGAUCGUGCGGAUCCUCUCCACAAUGGACUCGCCUUCUUCAACGUAAGAGCAUCGAUUUCCCACACUCCCCCCUGCCCGGUACAGUGGAGGGAGGAAAAAAAA